AACCUUUGCUCCCCUUGGGCUUUCUGAAGCAAGUGCCAAGUUGCGUGGUCCUUCAUCUGCCGCUCUCAUGUCUUCAGUGGAAGGCUUUCCUUCAGAAUAAAUGAAUGGAAGAGGAUUUUAUUCUUUAGUGGAGCAAGAGGGACGGACUGACCUACUAAACAGAGCUGGACUGUCGAGAUCAGAGAGUACAGUCUCUGAAUAGUGGGUUUGGUCAAACAGCGAUGGCCAUGGUGCAGACCAAGUCUUCAAGAGUCCUUCAUGUUCAGCUGCAGUGAACAGUUGUUUUCAGCUUAAAGGUCUGAUGAAUACUCUCUCUGAUCUCUGCCCCGCACCAAGCAGCACACAGACACAGUUCAACAGCUGUUUCUUACGCGAUUUUUUAUAUUUCUGACAUCAUGACUUCAGAUUCAGAUUUCAUUAUUUGUCACUUCCAUAAUAUACAUUGCAGCAUACAGUACAUGGCAUAACCUCUAACCAUUAGUCUUACUCUAACACAUUUGGACACAUCAUCAAUGCAACAUAAAAAACCUUCAUGACCUUGAAAACAGCAGUAUAAUCUUUACUCAGGGUCCAUUUACAAGGUUUUUUUUAAAAAGCUUUAAAAACAACAUUUUAUGAUCUUCCUCUUCCAGACCAAAAUUGCUGAAUUGACACGAGAUAGGUAAUUAUUAGGUUCCAAAUUGAAGGCCUUGGGUUGUAUUUUAAAGCUCUGACAAAAAAUAUUCUGGCAGAUCACGGCAGUCCUCUCCUGCAGGAUCCCGAUGUCUUACCCUUCACCAGCUAUCCCAGCAUGCAGUACCCGUCCAUGGAGCCAAACUUGCCUUCCACACCAUACUACUCCAGUCAGAACUAUUACCCCCAGUACAAUGGAGACCAGUGGUACUCCAACUCAGGGAUAUAUGAACUGAGGAAAGGACCCCUGGAGGUCAGCUACGACGCUGAGAUGGAGGAGACGUCUGCUGUAGUGCCUACCGUGUGCAGGAGGACCCGGCACAUGUUGCAAGCUGGAAGGGUCAAAGGGGAAGAACUGUGUGUUGUGUGCGGAGACAAGGCCUCUGGAUACCACUAUAAUGCUCUUACCUGUGAGGGAUGUAAAGGUUUCUUCAGACGGAGCAUAACAAAGAAAGCUGUGUACAAAUGUAAGAGCGGUGGAAACUGUGAGAUGGACAUGUACAUGCGCAGGAAAUGCCAGGAGUGUCGGCUGAGGAAGUGCAAAGAGAUGGGCAUGCUGGCUGAAUGCCUCCUGACAGAGAUCCAGUGUAAAUCUAAAAGGCUACGGAAGAACACCAAGGCCUCCCCGGGACAGUCGAAUGGGGACGAGACGGAGGCGGCGGACAACACAGAAAACAAGCAGGUCACCUCAACCACCAAACUGUCAAAGGAAAAAGUUGAAAUCACCAAAGAGCAGCAGGCGCUCAUGAAGGUCAUUGCGGAUGCUUAUAACAGACAUCAGAUUCCUCAAGACGUGGCCAAAAAACUGCUGCAAGAUCAGUACAGUGCAGAGGAAAACUUCCUCCUGUUGACAGAAAUGGCAACGAGUCAAGUUCAAGUUCUGGUGGAGUUUACUAAAAAUAUUCCAGGCUUCCUGUCUCUGAAUCACGAAGAUCAGAUCGCUCUGCUGAAGGGCUCGGCUGUGGAAGCCAUGUUCCUGCGCUCGGCCCAGGUUUUCAGCAAAAAGAUGCCAAACGGACACAAUGAAGUUUUAGAGGACAGGAUACGCAGGAGCGGUAUAUCAGAGGAAUUCAUGACACCCAUGUUCAACUUUUACAAAAGCAUCGGUGUACUCCACAUGGUGCAGGAGGAACAAGCUCUGCUCACAGCCAUAACCAUCUUGACACCAGAUCGGCCUUAUGUGAAGGACCAGCAGGCUGUGGAGAGACUGCAGGAGCCCAUGCUGGACCUGCUGAGGAAGCUGUGUGUCCUACAGCAUCCGCAGAAGCCGCAGUACUUUGCCUGUCUCCUGGGCCGUCUGACGGAGCUGAGAACCCUCAACUAUUACCACGCAGAGAUGCUCACAUCCUGGAGAAUGAACGACCAUAAAUUCACCCCGCUGCUCUGUGAGAUAUGGGACGUGGAGUAACACGUCAGGAGACUGGGAGAAAGCGUCCCCUUGGGGAUGAUGACAUUUAUAGACUUGCAAAACAAAAGUCAUGGUCCAACUACAUGAUCUGGAAUUAAAUAACUGCACAAGUUGUUUGCCUCUAUGUUGCCUGACCUCGGUGGCAUUAGUCAUGUACUGACUCGGUGAGUUUAUAUUGAUGUUCUGUAAAUGGAUUUAUAUCCCACCAUCAUAAUGUUUAUUUACUCACACUUGUAGAGGAAUUUUGGAACCGUGGCUGUGUUUACAGCACAAAGAGGAAACCGUUUGUUUGGAUGAAUCGGACUUCUCAUUGCUGUGAACAUCAUGUCAAGCCUCAAGGCCCAGCCUGAUUAGUCAGGCAAGUACAAACACUGGAACUUACUCAAAGCAAAGGUGGUGCUCAUGCAAAGUGUAAGGUUUAGAUUCAGUAGAGCAAUGACUUCAUUUAUUUUCUAUUUGUAAAACCUGACCCCUAACCCUAACCCAGGAACAGUUGUGUAACCGUUGUUUUAAGCAGUCAGACUUGUUCAUAUGAUGCUAAUAAUAAUACUGACACUUAAAGAUGAAAUGACGUUGUAAAUGACAAUAACUUAUGGUAUUGUUUGAACUUUGAA
Molecule: messenger RNA, 2694 nt
Organism: Scophthalmus maximus (turbot)
Lineage: Eukaryota; Metazoa; Chordata; Actinopteri; Pleuronectiformes; Scophthalmidae
Gene: nr1h4
Product: nuclear receptor subfamily 1, group H, member 4
Exons: 10
Coding region: 791-2080 (429 amino acids)
Biological process (GO): negative regulation of transcription by RNA polymerase II; bile acid signaling pathway; positive regulation of transcription by RNA polymerase II
Molecular function (GO): nuclear receptor activity; zinc ion binding; RNA polymerase II cis-regulatory region sequence-specific DNA binding
Source: RefSeq, a predicted model, not a curated record